Colius striatus (speckled mousebird) is the source of this 1754-nucleotide messenger RNA. RefSeq names its product electron transfer flavoprotein subunit alpha (gene ETFA). The transcript is spliced from 12 exons. The coding region runs from base 685 to 1683 and encodes 332 amino acids. Gene Ontology annotation, cellular component: mitochondrion. NCBI's taxonomy places the organism in Eukaryota, Metazoa, Chordata, Aves, Coliiformes, Coliidae. The record is from RefSeq and is a predicted model, not a curated record. Gene Ontology annotation, molecular function: flavin adenine dinucleotide binding; electron transfer activity.
GCCUUCCCUCCGCGCCGGCCCCGUGCGCCCGUGCCCAGUGGGGCAGACGUAGUGCGGGGCCGAGCUUCGCCGGCGGCCCUCCCUGUAGCGGAGGCUGAUGAAGCGUGCGAGGGGAGCGAGCGCCUGGCGCUGCGGGGACCAGAGUCAUCGCCGACCUGUUUGUCAUGCCACGUCUGUCAAAAAUAAAGUUUCUGAGUGGAUGCCGGGUGUUUGAGAAACCCUUUUCCGUGCUCACCACGGGCGAGAGUGGGGGAUUGUCGUCCUGUGUGAAGUCGUAAGGGAAGUCUAAACUUCUCUGAGGGCUGGCUUUCAUCCACCCUCGCGCAGGCCCAGCCGGGGAACGAGGCAACUUCCCUUGCAACUGGGAGAGACUGUUGGAGUUCGUUGUUGCAAGCUCGUAACAAAGUUAGACAUUUGUUGCUCAAGGAAUGGCUUCCCGGAGUUUUGAGAGGUUAAUACAGUGUUUCGCAGUCACAUGAACUCGGCUGUGCAGAAAUCUGCUUUAAUUAUAGCAACCUGUGGAGGAAGCUAACGGGAAACACUUGUUGCUUUUUCGAUAUUGACCUUCACACCGCUCAGCUGGGAGAAGAGCUGAGGUUUUAGAGGCCUUUUGCUGCUUAAUCUGUCAUGGUUACUGUGUUACCAAAUUUAAUGACUAGGUGAACUCAAGGUUAAUUGGAGCAGAUGAUUCAUGAAAUGUCCCUGAAUAUCUGUUCGGCAUCGCUGCUCCGGAGGUUUCAGAGUACUUUAGUCAUAGCAGAACACAACAAUGAGACGCUUACACCCAUUACACUAAACGCUAUCACUGCAGCAAAACAUCUGGGAGGUGAAGUUUCUUGUUUAGUAGCUGGUACCAGCUGUGACAAGGUAGCUCAAGAAGUCAGCAAAGUGCAGGGUGUGGCAAAAGUUCUCGUGGCUCAGCAUGAUGUGUACAAGGGAUUUCUAGCAGAGGAGCUGACUCCCUUGAUUUUGGAAACUCAUAAAAAAUUUAAUUACACCCACAUUUGCGCUGGAGCGUCUGCCUUUGGGAAGAAUCUUAUUCCCAGAGUGGCUGGCAAACUUGAUGUUGCCCCGGUUUCUGACAUUAUUGAAAUCAAGUCACCAGAUACUUUUGUGAGAACUAUAUAUGCAGGAAAUAUUCUUUGCACUGUGCAAUGUGAUGAAGCGAUUAAAGUAUUUACCGUACGGGGAACUUCUUUUGAGGCUGCGCCAACAAGUGGUGGUAGCGCCAGUUUAGAGAAGUUGACCCCUCCACCACCUGUUGGUCUGUCUGAAUGGAUUGAGCAGAAGCUGACAAAAAGCGACCGACCAGAGCUUACCAGUGCAAAAGUGGUUGUGUCGGGUGGGAGAGGCUUGAAGAGCGGUGAAAAUUUCAAGCUGUUAUAUGAUCUUGCAGAUCAACUGAAUGCUGCAGUUGGAGCUUCCCGUGCAGCUGUUGAUGCUGGCUUUGUUCCUAAUGACAUGCAAGUUGGACAGACGGGCAAAAUAGUAGCACCAGAACUUUAUAUUGCCGUGGGAAUAUCGGGAGCAAUCCAACACUUGGCUGGAAUGAAAGACAGCAAGACCAUUGUUGCCAUCAACAAGGAUCCAGAAGCUCCGAUUUUCCAAGUGGCAGACUACGGACUGGUGGCAGACUUAUUUCAGGCGGUGCCAGAGAUGACGGAGCUCCUGAAGAAGAAGUGAGUGACGGUGAUGGACCCUGCACUGUGAUUGGGACGUGGAGGAUAAAGGCAAAUAAAAGAUUGUGCUGGAAA